Microstroma glucosiphilum is the source of this 1234-nucleotide messenger RNA. RefSeq names its product purine and uridine phosphorylase. The transcript has 6 exons. Gene Ontology annotation, biological process: uridine catabolic process. Gene Ontology annotation, cellular component: cytosol. NCBI's taxonomy places the organism in Eukaryota, Fungi, Basidiomycota, Exobasidiomycetes, Microstromatales, Microstromataceae. Bases 94 to 1104 code for a protein of 336 amino acids. Gene Ontology annotation, molecular function: uridine phosphorylase activity. The record is from RefSeq and is a predicted model, not a curated record.
CGCGUACAGGAGACUAGAGAUAGACUAGAUUAGACAGCCCAGCCUGCCACCGAAGCACCUUGGCUGCCUUCACAGUCUCCAACGAUAGGAGUCAUGAAAGAGGUACUCCUCGACGCAAACUUCCCAAGAGAUGCCACUGGAGCCACUUACCACGUUGGCACUCGCCCUGGACAGGUGGCCAAUCGCAUCAUCACUGUAGGCGACCAGCUUCGCGCACGCAGGAUAGCAGCCCACUUUGAUGGCGGGGCGGCCAGCUUUGAGUUUCAGAGUCAAAGGUCCUUCCUCACACUCACGGGCACAUUCAAGGGAGUGCCCUUGACAGUCGUCUCGGUAGGCAUGGGAUUCUCCGUAAUCGACUUCUUCCUACGGGAAUGCAGAGCAGUAGUCGAAGGAGAGAUGAUCAUAGUUCGUCUAGGAUCGUGCGGCUCAAUAGACCCUUCCAUUCCAAUUGGCAGCGUCGUCGUCCCCCUCACAUCAUACGGCAUUACCCGCGAGUACGACUACUUCCACCCGCUGACCACAGCCGAAGAGCGUGCAACGGGAGCCAUGGAGCCGUACAAGGUGACCAAGCCCCUAGACUGCGAUCGGGAGAUUCAUGACUCGCUGCUUCGCGCUCUUGAAGAGUCGACCCCAGAGGCUGCCAAAGCACACUUUGGAGGAGUAGCGCCAAGAAGUGUUGGUGAGGUGGUCAAUGGCUCUACGGACAGCUUCUACUCCUCACAAGGUCGCACCUCCAUCGACUUUCUUGACGCCAACGCCAAUCUCAUCGACGUACUACGGCAGCGACACUCCAUCAGUACCUUAGAGAUGGAGACUUUUGUCCUCAAUCAUCUCGCCCUCUCAGCCAACCUCGCCUCUGCCAAUAGAGCAAGCGAGUCCGGGGCGGUAGUAGCAGACGAGGCGCUGACGACGAAUGAUUCUCGAAGGAUCAGGACGGGCGCUGUACAGAUGAUCUUCGCGAAUCGUCACACCUCUGCCUUCAUCACCCCCGAGGAGGUCCACCUGCUCGAGGAUUGGGCGGGCAAGGCAGUCUGCGAAAGCUUGGCUAGUCUGGAGAUACCGCUAGAGCAUACACACAAGGAUGGGGUAUGGAAUGGACAAUGAUGAGGUUUGUAGAGCAGGACCGACGGGGAUGCGGCAAUUGCAUCCUCUUUGAUACCAAUUUACUUCUUGCCCUUCUUCUUGCGCGGUGCUCUAGCAUUCUUCUCCCUCCUACGAUCCUUUGCCAUACGCU